CACAACAACACUUCGCCAUUUCAGGGUGAGGGGGGCCGAGCAGAACUCCCGCGAAGGAAUUAGGUCAAUUCGAGCCGAGGGUUUUUUUUUCUCACUUUAUAAAACCUUUCUGACCAAUUCUCCAUCGUCGAACGGUUCGGUUAUCGGGUUCCGAUGCGUGUUAUCUGGCUGGUGCGAAGGAGCUUUUCCAGCCCGGGCUGAAGUGUCAAGUCAGUGGUCGGAUUUUCCUGCUAACGGCUAGUCGGCUAGCUGUGUGUAAACAACACGAUGAAGCGCAUGAAAGAAGGAGAAGAGGGCAGCGACGGUUCCCCCAGUAAGAGCCCACCAGAGGCUUGCAAGAAGGUGCGCAAGAUGAGCAAGGAGUUGGAAGCAGUGGCGGCCACUGAGUCACCAGACGGUAACUGGGCACGGCUGCCUCAGGAGCUCCUGUUGCACAUCUUCCAGUACCUUCCACUGCUGGACCGGGCUUAUGCCUCUCAGGUGUGCCGCGGGUGGAACCAGGCUUUCCAUAUGCCAGAGCUGUGGAGAUGCUUCGAGUUCGAGCUUAAUCAGCCAGCCAGCUCUUACCUGAAAGCCACACAUCCAGACCUGAUCAAGCAGAUCAUAAAGAGGCACUCCAACCACCUGCAGUACGUCAGCUUCAAGGUGGACAGUAGUAUGGAGUCUGCAGAAGCAGCGUGUGACAUUCUUUCACAGCUGGUGAACUGCUCACUGAAGACCUUGGGGCUCAUUUCUACAGCCAGGCCCAGUUUCAUGGAGGUUCCAAAGUCUCAUUUUAUCUCGGCUCUGACCGUUGUGUUCGUCAACUCCAAAUCGUUGUCAUCGCUGAAGAUCGACGACACGCCAGUCGAUGAUCCGUCUCUGAAGGUGCUGGUGGCCAACAACAGUGACACCCUGAAGCUGCUGAAGAUGAGCAGCUGCCCUCACGUUUCCCCUGCAGGGAUCCUGUGUGUGGCGGAUCAGUGUCACGGGCUGAGAGAGCUGGCGCUGAACUACCACCUCCUGAGUGAUGAGCUCCUGCUGGCCCUCUCCUCAGAAAAACACGUCCACCUGGAACACUUGCGCAUCGACGUGGUGAGCGAGAACCCCGGGCAGCACUUCCACACCAUCAAGAAGAGCAGCUGGGACGCCAUGGUGCGGCACUCGCCCAAAUUCAACCUGGUCAUGUACUUCUUUCUCUACGAGGACGAGUUUGGGCCUUUCUUUAAUGAGGAGAUCCCCGUCACGCAUCUCUACUUCGGCCGUUCAGUCAGCAAAGAGGUGUUGGGCCGCGUUGGCCUCCACUGCCCCCGUCUGGUGGAGCUGGUCGUGUGCGCCAACGGCCUGCGUCCUCUGGAUGAGGAGCUGAUCCGCAUCGCCAAGCACUGCACCCAGCUGUCUGCCAUCGGCCUGGGCGAGUGCGAGGUGUCCUGCAGCGCGUUUGUGGAGUUUGUUAAAAUGUGCGGCAGGAGGCUCUCCCAGCUGUCCAUCAUGGAGGAGGUGCUGAUUCCAGAUCACCAGUACUCCCUGGAUGAGAUCCACUGGGAGGUGUCGAAGCACCUCGGCCGGGUCUGGUUCCCAGACAUGAUGCCGACCUGGUAGAGUGAAGCCGGCGCGCAGAGUUCAGCACGUGGAACUUUCACGGCCUCCGUGUUUGUGUUGAAAAGCCUUUAAAUGCUCAGCUGUAGUGGAAUGUUUGGUGCCAACUUGGGGAGAUGAACUUGCUGAACUCCUGUGUGGAGCGCAUCGCAGGGAUAUAACAUGGCAUCCAACUGCUACAGUGUUAUCAUGCCGUGCAAACACUACAAAAAUCUCUGCCUGUUGGCGUCAACAUUGGACUGUGGAAAACUGCUUGACAAGCCGGCUUCGUCCCACAUUAGAACAGAUGCAGGUGGAAAUAUUUGACUAAAAAAAGCUGUUUUGUAACUGCAAAUUGAGUUAUAUGGACAUUGUGGCUUGGUUAUGAUAAUCUGUAUUAUGGGAGAUCAGUGUGGGUGUAUGUGUGUGUGUGUGUGUAUAUGCCUAUGUAUGCAUGUGUGCGUGUGUGUUUUAACCUUUUCCAACAUUGUGGAGUAAAUUGGGACAAUAAGAUGCACAAUUGCAUGUUGUUGCACUACCACUCGGCCUACUUAAAUCCAGUUUAAGACAGCGAUUCUGCACUCUAACACAGUACGACAUUGGAGGUUUCCAAAUGGUUGCGAUGUUAUUUGUAUAUAGGAUGUGACAGAAGGAGUUUGGUCAGGUGUAGCUGAGGGAGGGAGUCGCUUAAUUUUUGCCCUCAUUUUAAACUAAUUUAAACCCAAGAGCAGCAGUGAUGUUGAAGACGUGCUGCUUUUUCUCUUGGCCUGAGCUCAGUCGUCGCAGAACAUGAUUGUUGGAAAUGUUGGAAAGUCGACGGAGAGAGACAGAAAUGUGUACAUAGGUCUCUGUAAUUGUGAUGUGAAGGUGUACAGUGUUGAUUGAUGUCAUUGAUUUUUAUUUUCUCCGAGUUGUGCAGAUUAUUUCGUUUCCUGAAUCACACAUAAAGUAGCCUGACAAAUAUUUUCAGUUGUUUUUAAAAGAAGGUUUCUGUACAGUCAUAGAUUUACUAAGCACCUUACGUAAAUACCAAAUGAUAGGACAGACUAAAUCCUUUUACCCAAAAAACAAAAAAAAGCAGAUUUUUAAUGAUGAUUAUUUACACUGGACUGAUGCUCUGCAUAGUCAGACUCCAAGGACAGUGUACUGAAGUAAUAAAGCUCUAAUUACUGAGAAAGACAAAAAACUUUUAUGUAAAUAUAGGUAGUGUGCAGAAAUGCCUGAAUUUGGAGGAAUGAGUCUCCACACUUCAUGCUCAGAUUGCUUUUAAUCGUUAAACAACAGACGUGUCUCUGCAGCUCUUAGCUUCUAGUGCACAGUGUGUUUCUCAGGUGCAUUUAAAAAGAAAUUCUUAUAUAGGUUUCAUUUUUAUCUUCUGCCAUUUGCCUGUUGAAGCUCUAAACCCUGGCUGUGUUCUGAAUAUAUGCUCACAUUUGCUCUGCAUCGUGUCACUCAAACAGGAGAGGGAGUUGCGUUCAUCCUGUCAUAAUUCCCAUAAUUCCUGUCCCAACCUUUCAUUCAUUCAUUUCCGUGGAAAGAGAUUUGGCAAGUCAGAUGAGUGAAACAGACUUUUUUUUUUCCUUUAAGAAGGAAGACAAAUGCAUUUGUAUAUAAAACGCUGUGUGUUUGAUUAUUCUGAAUAGAAAUGUACUUAUUUCUUUAUUUCACCCUCUGUCAGGGUUUGAAGUUUCCUUAACAGACGGCUCAUGUCUUUUCUAAAAACCAGAGUGCGAGUUAUCCUUUACUAGAUGGAUCUUUUUCAUACUGUAGUCGCUAGAGAAGUUAAGCUGUGUAAUUUAUUGGUAUGGAUACUGCUUUUAUAAUUUGUGUUUUUUUCAGUUCUACAAAAGAAGCAACCAGCGAGCAGACCAGCAGCAAGACUUUUUUUUUUUUUUAAAACUUGUUUUGACAUUUCCUCUUGUUUUUUUUGCAUACAAAUGGUCCAGAAGUUUAGAAUCCACUACCACAAACUUUGGCAUUUUAGCACAUCACAGCUUUUGUUGUAGGAUGCCAUUAAUUUUGUCUUUAAUAUGCAUGAAAGGGGAUUUAUUUUUGGCACUAAAAACACUGAGAUUGUGAGUGGUGACUUCUACAUAUUACUGUUCAUGCUAUAGAGAAUAACAAAGAAAAAAAUUGCAGAAAUAGGUGGAGGGUAUCACAAAUAUUAAGCAAUAACUUGUAAAAUCACAAAGGUUUUGACUAAUGUCUGUAUAUGGGUUGUUUAGAUGGGAAGUUAGGGGAAGUGGACAAACUUUCAGACAACACUGUAUGUCAUUAGGAUGUGUUUAAAACUGAUUUCAAUCUUUUUUUUCUUUUUCUGGCAGACUUCAUUCCUUUUAUCCAAGCCGUGUUUCAUUUAGACGAAAACUGAGAAUCAUUUUGCAGCACGAGCAAAUGCUUCUUAGUAUUUAUUGGAUUGAACUAACAUCGUCUCUUAUCACUGAAGUAGAAACCUGUGCUGAUGGUCUGUGCAUCGCAGCGGUACAGCAACAUAUCUGCAGGUUAAUUUUACAGAAUUUGUGCAGUGGCUUUGAAGUGAAGCCUCACUGAGAGUGUCUGUUUUAAUCGCUUACUUGUUUUUAUUGGAAAAUUCAGCCGGAUCAGUGAAACACGGCUCAUAAUUAAUGCAGAUCAAGAGGGAAAAUUAUUUAUCUUUCAUCUUAAAUACGCCGCUUGUCGGUAAUUGUUAUUUUAACCUUGUUUGUUUAGAGAGAACUCCAGUGAGUUUAUUAUUAGGAGUAAAACUGGUGUUGAAAAUGCGGUCCUUUCAGCUUUGCUUCUCGGUGGCAAACGCUUCGUCUACUUUGCUUUACUGGUCACCUGUCUUGAAAUUAAAAUGAUUGUUUUGGACAUGUGAUCUUAUACCGUAAUAAAAAUUGUGAAUGUA
Amphiprion ocellaris (clown anemonefish) is the source of this 4444-nucleotide messenger RNA. It is a transcript of the gene fbxl3a, whose product is annotated as F-box and leucine-rich repeat protein 3a. The coding region runs from base 268 to 1581 and encodes 437 amino acids. NCBI's taxonomy places the organism in Eukaryota, Metazoa, Chordata, Actinopteri, Pomacentridae. The transcript has 5 exons. The record is from RefSeq and is a predicted model, not a curated record. Gene Ontology annotation, biological process: SCF-dependent proteasomal ubiquitin-dependent protein catabolic process; G2/M transition of mitotic cell cycle; entrainment of circadian clock by photoperiod. Gene Ontology annotation, cellular component: cytosol; SCF ubiquitin ligase complex; nucleus. Gene Ontology annotation, molecular function: protein binding.